CCGCCGCCGCCGCCGCCGCCUCGGCCGCCGCUCCCUCCGUCCCUCCGCCCGGCCGGCCGGCCGCUCCCGGCCGCAGCCCCUGCCCUGCCCGCCCGCCGCACCAUGGAGUUCUCGGAGAGGAAGCGGAGCAGGAAAUCCCAGAGCUUCAAACUGGUGAGCCGAGAUUAUCACCAUGAGGUCUAUAAGAUCUCAGAAUUCAGCACCGAUGUUAAUGGGGAGGCCAAAGAGACACAACCCACUUUUUUAGGAGAUGAAAGCAUGGAAAUUAAAAAACAAAUUACAGGAAUGAGAAGAUUACUGAAUGACAGCGCUGGGAGGAUCUACCAGCGUGUGGGCAAGGAGGGGGAGAAAUUGAAAGAAGAACCCCAGGAUUUGGAUUCGAUCUGGCCUCAGCGUUUGAACUCUGUGGAGGCCCCACCUAGCCUCCACCCGUCUUCCCGUGGUGCAUGGAACGAGUUGCCACCCCAGGGUGGGCAGUUCUCAGGGCAGUAUGGCACCCGCUCCAGAACCUUCCAGAGCCAGCCCCACUCCGCCGGGAGCUCCAAUGGAGAACUUCCAGUGGUGAAUUCGUCAGUUGGAUCAAACUGCUGUACUUGUAACUGCCAGUCAACGUUGCAGGCCAUUCUCCAAGAACUCAAGACCAUGCGGAAAUUGAUGCAGAUUCAGGCAGUUGGAACCCAAAACAGACAACAACCCCCAAUUUCCCUUAUCUGCUCCCAGCGAACUGCCGUCUCGCGCAAGAGAAAUAAAAAGAAAAAAGUGCCCCUGAAGACUGUGGAACCUCUCACUGUGAAACAGAAGCCCAGUGCGUUAGAAGCCGAGCAGAAGGCGGUGGCGGCCCCUGAGAAUCCCAGUCUCCCCUCGGCCGAGCACACCUCCCCCAGGGAGAACCACAUCCUAGGAUUCGGCAUCGUCCUCGAAUCACCAGCCUCUGAUCCAGAAGUGCAACUUGCUGAAGGCUUCGAUGUGUUUAUGCCUAAAUCUCAGCUGGACUCUAUACUGUCAAACUACACUCGCUCAGGAAGCCUUCUGUUUAGAAAACUGGUGUGUGCAUUUUUUGAUGACAAGACUUUGGCUAACUCCUUACCCAAUGGGAAGAGGAAAAGAGGACUCAAUGACAACCGGAAAGGACUAGACCAAAAUAUUGUGGGUGCAAUAAAAGUCUUCACAGAAAAAUACUGCACUGCUAAUCACGUGGAUAAACUUCCUGGCCCAAGAGACUGGGUUCAGAUUCUACAGGAUCAAAUCAAACUGGCCAGAAGAAGGUUAAAAAGAGGCUCAGCAGAGGCAGCUGACGGUGAUGAACGGCUGGACUGCGUUUCUCUACCCCCAACAGGUAAAAAAGCCUGAGGCCCAGAAACACUAUAUGACUUUCUCAAGGUCUCACAGCUGGUUGGUGGCCUGGCCGGAGCCCAGGCCUCUCAACCCCCAGCCAAUCCACCGCGUAGCUUUCUCACACCUUCUCUGCAUGUUUCCUAAAGAUCCUAAGAGGUGAUGGAUGUACUAAUCCCUGUAGGAUUCCAUCUCAGUGUCGGCCCGUCUUCACAGUCAGCGCUCAGUGUCGCCCCGUCUUCACAGUUAGCACUCAGUGUUGCCCCGUCUUCACAGUUAGCACUCAGUGUCGCCCCGUCUUCACACUUAGCGUGUCUGUCGUAAGUCAGCCUGAAGUCCGCUGCAGCUUCAGCUCUCGGGUUCUUCCCAAGAAGACCCUACCCAAGGCCGUGAGGCCCUAAGGAGGACAGUAGUAGAGGCCCUAAGGAGGACAGUAGUAGGACGCCUCCCGCAGGUCUCUUCACUAGACUCCUGAUAGAUAUCUGAUACAAAUCACUAAACAGCAUGAUAAAUAAUACCACUUAUCACCUCGAAAAGGGGGAAGAGAAGUCACGGAUUGGUGCCCAAAUUUUGCAGUAAUGGAAUUAAACAAUCUUGAUUAGACCGGCAUGUCUCUGGAGUGCCUCUCACGUAAAAUCCCAGCCUGGGGCUUCUCUGCACACAGCACCACGACUUAGUCCUCCCUCCUCACGUGUCUCCUUGAUGAGACCGUCCGAGGGAUGAACUCCACCUUUCUCAUCCAUGCAGCUUCCUCCCUGCACUGGAGACUCACUGGCCAGACCUUCCUCAUCUGGUCUGUCUGAGCUGGCAACAGUUGGUCCUUUUUAAAGAUUUAACAGUGCCUUUAUUACCUUGUUAAGGUCUUUUUUCUCCUUCCAAAUUCAUGUGUGUUGGGAAGAGGUGGGACGGGGGGAUAAAUCCCCAAGUGUUUCUAUGAACCAGAACCGACCAGGCCACGGUUACAGUCAGGCGCCAGAUGACAUUUAUCUCAGUCCGUUAACACUUAAGCAAACUUCUGUUUGUCUAGUUUUAACAAAAAUGGAUACAGAUUUUUCUAGUGGAAAAACAUAUUUUCUUAAUUUCUUUCCCCUCAACCCUGUCAGUAAAUGUUUUUGAGCGAUGCCAGGAAUCAGCACUGAGAUAGGUGCUGGUGAACAAAUCCCACCCUCAGACCAGAGGCAGAGGCUACUACGGCCCAGGGGUGGAGACAGAGCUCUGAUAAAGGAGAAAAACCACCAUAAGGGAACAAUUUUGGGGGAAAAAGAGAACAGAGAAUAAAAUCGAAACAGUACUAACAUUUAAAGGCGGCUUCUGGAUUUGAAAUAGAAUAGUACGGAGCGCACCUAGGCUUAGCAUUGUUUGGUCAUAAAUUGGCAUUCUUUUACACACUUCUUAGAAAUUAAUACAGAAAAGUGUAAGGAAGAAAAUGUAAAUUACUUUUACCACCCAGAGAUAACCAUUAUUGUUGGGUGCUUUUUCCCAGACUUUUCUCUAUAUUUUUAAAAUUUAUAUAAUGGAGGUCAAAUCCAUCCAAUUUUGUUUCCUAAAGUUUUGUUCUGUUUAGUUUUACCACCUAACAAGCGUUUCCCAUUUUAUUACAAACCUCCAUACACAUUAUUUUAAUAGCUGCACUAUAUUCCGUCUUACAGGUCAUAUCAUAUUUUAUUUAGCCAUUUUCUACUCCUGGAUGAUAGAUAAUGAACAUACUCUAAUAGUAACCCACAUUCAUGGGUUUUCCUGUAAAAAUCAUCAUUACAGAUUUCUAAUGGCUAAAAUUACUCAUCUGGCACACCUAAAGCCUUGGCUAAAAAAUACUGAUUUAGAGGUGAAACAGACACCUCACCAAUGAGGUCCUGCGUCUGGCCGUGUCAUAGAAAAGCGUACAACUCUUCCUUAGAGAAGUGGCCCCCCUUCACGUUCUUGUCUCUGUUGUAGGUCAUAUAUUUGACACCAGGAGAGAAAACACGGAAGACACAGAGACAGCUUUCACUGCCUAGACUUUCCUUUAGUGACACUGCUUAGUGCACGCAUCUCCUCCAUUGGAAUUUCCUCAAAGAUCCACUAGCAUUUCAGAUUACUGCAAAGUGUGGGCGUUCUGUGAAGCUGACCCGUCAUGUUUGAAUAGUUUUCAUAUUCUUUCUUUGUAAUGUGUGAUAAUCAAGCCUCCAAUUUGGUCUAAGAUUUUUAAAAAUCAUCUUUAGAAUUGAAUUCUCAGCCUUUAAAUGUCCAGCAUAUCACUGGGUUGGUUCAGUGUCCAUGAAAAAGCAGCAGUUUUAUUUUCCCUGUUUUUUUUUUUUUUUUCUUUUUCAGUGUGAAUAUGGUAUAGAGUUUUGAAGCGUAUUUAUUUUAAUGUAAAUUGCUUAGUUGCAGUAUACAGGAGAAUGGCUCUUUCCGGACCAAGGAAGCAGUGUUGAAGGCCAAACUUAAUUAGAAUCUUCACCAGCUUAGAAGAUGGAAAAGUUGUUUUGGGAGACAGGACAGCUCUGAUCUAUUAGAUGAAAUCAUUUGUGGCAUCAUAUCUCCCCAGAAUAAUCAUUUGUCACUGAUAAGUGCAAACGAUACGUAAAUUCUUAGGAAAGAAAAAUCUUUCAUGUAGGUUGUGUCGACACAGAGACAAAAUAACUAAUUAAAAGGUGAGAAACAAAGUAACCAGCUAUCCACAUGACACCUGACAACUGUUUUAACAGAUGGUUUUAACUGAGUGAUCCAGGGGGUUGUGGCAUCAUGUGGCAACUGGCCACAGAUGUGCUUAAUCUUAUAUACUUCACGUGGUUCUGGUACACUUGCCCCCCCCCCCACUUUAUAUAAAACCAACAAGUGAAAAUGUGGAUUCAUUUUAAAGAAAUAUUUUUGGCAUGUGGGUAUUUGUUUCACAGAGAUAUUUGCCUCCAGAUUCCUUUCUCUAGUAAGGUGGUGAGCUUAAAAUACCUGUUUAUUUGGAGGCAUUGCAUUUACACUUCAUUUAUUGUAUAAAGCAAAUUACCGUGAAUCUUUGGCACUUGACCCAAAGGCCAAAAGUUGGCUUGAAAGAAAUUUGGGCAGUAGAAACACCGAACCCCCGGGGCGUGGGGAGGGGAAAUGCUGUGCUACCAUUUAACACACGUCCCUAGCACUUAUUUUAUCGAAUCGGAGAGUGUAAGGGCUCAGAGUUACCAUUAGUCCCCCUCCCGCGGUCUGUGGUGAGGCGGCUAAGGAGAAAUGAGGAUCACGGCUGCCCAGCGCCGGGCAACAGGCCAUCAAUGCGCUGGCCAAGCCGGGAACCUCAGCUCCUUACUACCCCAUCCCAGGUACCUGUGCCAUCACGUCACUCGGGGCGGCUAACCCUGGGCUAGGAGGGGGGCUCUAGGGGGAGUCAGUACCCACUAAAGACCAGCUAAUCAACCCAAGACCAUAGGAGGCAUUCCUGUGAUGUGACAAAGCUGGUCUAGGCGUGGCUUAUGGAAUCAAUCCACCUGCUAGACAGCUACAUCUCAUACACGUGUGUCUUUUAUCCUCUUUUUCGGAGCCCCAAGGAAGGUUCAGAUCAAUGGUUUCCAUCACAGGCUUAGCUAGCCUUUUCGAUUUCAGGCCAGUUAGUAACCCUUCCCUGACACCAGCCUCUCUGUUCAUCAAGGAGUCUAAUGAAGUACCGUGAACCCAGGCUUUUGUUUUUCUGCAAGAUAGGUUUUAAAAUUUGUCUUCUGCCUCUCAGAAGGAAGUCUUUCUCAAGGGAAUUGAAAAGAUUAAUUAGUGACCUUUCAACUCUGUUACAGUAAGAUGAAUACAUGGCAAAUAAAAGUAGAAACGUUUACCUUACAGCUGUGGAAUCUGUUAAAUAUACACCAUGAACCUUCAAAGCACUUCCUGCCAAGACUGGGCGAGAGCUUGAAUUUUUCACUACCUGAGGGGUGGCUGGGGAUUGUUGGGCUCUCGAAUAUGUGCAAUGGAUUCACAGAUUGGAAAUACACGGCAUAAAACUGCAACCGUAAAAUCAUAUUUUAUAAAUUAAAACUGUGUUUACUUAACUGCGACUACUGUUCAGACUUUAUUCAGAAAUCCUUUUUAUAGGCUUUCUUAGCAAAAAAAAAAAAAAAAAAAGAAUUAUUCCAUAUCUAUGGAUAAGGUCUCAAUCUUCUGUAUAUAUGUUUUAUUAAUAUGUAAAUAUUUAGAUUUUUUUAAGAUGACUAUGUUCUUUAAAAAAAAUUCAACACAAGGCUGGUUGUGAAAAUGGUGUAUAACACGUGCUGUGAUAUCAAUUCCCAAGACGCCCUUUAUGUCUGU
Molecule: messenger RNA, 5592 nt
Organism: Balaenoptera musculus (blue whale)
Lineage: Eukaryota; Metazoa; Chordata; Mammalia; Artiodactyla; Balaenopteridae
Gene: BEND7
Product: BEN domain containing 7
Exons: 9
Coding region: 103-1350 (415 amino acids)
Molecular function (GO): DNA binding
Source: RefSeq, a predicted model, not a curated record